CUUCGGCAGGUGUAUGUACCAACUCAAGACUUCUCCAUGGUUGUGCGUCCAGUUAGCUACAAGAACUGGUAGGUCGAUGUUGUGUGAGUGCAUUGGUCUUUGAAGACUAACGUGCGUGUGCAGUUUUACAAGUUGUAUUAAAGCUGCUAAUAGUUCCUUAUCGGUACAAACAAAUACAAGGAAUGUGUGACUUCUUCACAUAAUUGGAUUAAGCUAGGGUUGGUUGACCAUAACGGUCCACAUAAUCUUCACCUACAGCCUCAGGCUGCUUAUACCAAGCAUUAAGUUUGAACCAUCGCUACGAACUUUGACACCGACAGUUACGAUGACCAGUUAAUAAUGUUGUAUAAAGUCAGAAUGGAUGUCAGCCCUUAUUACUACUCCAGGUUGUGGCACAAAAUUUAGAUCAUGCUGGAAGGAGGGGUCAUCGCCACCUUGGUGGCAGCAGUGACACUGAUCUCUUUAACUACGGCCCAAUGUCCAUGGCAGCGCGAAUCUAUAGACCUUCAAUCUUCAUGCCUAUGCUCCUACAAUUUAGGACAUGAACUGUCUGUGCAAUGCGACAUGGUAGAGUGGCCAAAGCUGCUCGCAGCUCUUCAAAAAUACGCCACUACAACACCGUUGGAUCUGUUAUAUGUCAACAACUCAACAAUCGGUGUUUUGGAAGACAAUAUUUUUGUGGACCUUCAAGUGCAAAAUCUACAAUUGUCCGGUUGUAAAAUAAAUAGUGUUGAAAGUGAUGCUUUUAAAGGGCAAGAACAACAUUUGAAAAACUUAAAUUUACAAGACAAUGACUUAACCAAAGUGCCUGUUGAUAGUUUGAGACCAUUAAGGACUCUGUCUCUGUUAGAUCUUUCCCACAACAGAAUCACUACAGUUCUUGAUAGCUCCUUCGAAACGUUAAAGAAGUUAGCCACCUUAAAAUUAUCUGAUAAUAAUGUGACAUUAUCCACUGGUGCUUUAAAAGGUCUUGAAACCUCUCUUAAAAAUUUAAAUUUAAAAGGAACACGCCAAAAAGACAUACCCGAAGCUGUCCGCAACUUAAAAACAUUAGCAUUUCUUGAUCUGUCUCAGAACAGCUUAAGAGAACUACCUGGAAAAACGGGACUCAAAUCAUUUCAAGGUUUGGAUUCUCUGACGGCUUUAAAUCUUGAAAGAAAUUUAAUCCAAACAUUAGGAAAAAACGCUUUUCGUGGUGUAGAACGAUCACUAAGUUCUUUAAGUUUACUUAAUAACUUAUUAGCAGACUUUCCAACAGAAGCUUUAAGUGCCUUGUCCGAACUCCGGGUAUUAGACAUCGGAUUUAAUUUAUUAACCGAAUUACCAGACAAAGCUUUCCAAGGGAAUCCAUCUAUUACGUUAUUGGCAUUAGACGGAAACCCUUUAGCCACCAUUCCGUUUGCAGCGCUGUCACAUUUAAACAAUACCCUCCGAGGCCUAAGCUUAGGUGGCCGGUUUUUGCACUGUGACUGUAGAUUAGCUUGGGUCAUCGAUUGGAUCAGAAACGGUGAUUUACAAGUAACGAGUCGUGAACGAAACCCUCAAUUUUGUGGAAGUCCAGCCCGGUUCAGAGAUCGUGGUUUCUACAGCAUACAACCCGAAGAGUUGUCAUGCAAAAAAGAAGAAGGUAUUGGAAUAGCCACCGUUGUUAGCGCAGAUUUAGACGAUGUGUCAAUAGCAGAAGUUGAAACUCCUGUAAAAACGACAACGAAGCAGCCCACUACAAAAACGACCAUUGCCACGAGUACCAUUUCAACGACAACUACAAAGUCAACAUCCACAACAAUCAAAUCUUCAACGACAAAACCAAAAUUACGAACAACAACAACACCAUGGAAAAAUACACAACGACCUUCUCUGAUUAUGAAUUAUCCGUCUAAAUCCAAAGCUGAUGAUUCAAAUGAAGUUUUAGUGAAAAAUGCUUUCCGACAAGAUAACUCCGUCAUCAUUCAAUGGGGUUCAGAUACGGCAAACAUCUUAGGUUUCAGAGUAGUUUAUCGACUAUUCGGAGACAAAAGUUUCAAACAAGGCCCGCCUUUGGAAGCAAGCGAGAGGGAAUUCAAAAUCAAGAAUGUACCAUCGCAGGAAUGCAUUGUAGUCUGCGUGGUCUCCUUGGAAGAGAUUAACGUUACGCCUGAAACCGUGCCCUAUUCACAAUGUCGCGAAGUAAGAACUGUUUCAUCGGCAUCUUCAAACAUGGAUAAAAUCACCAUUGCGGCGAGUGCUGCAAUUUGCGGAACCAUAGUUAUUGCAGUCAUAAUUUUUGUGGCAGCGUCGAGACGAAGAACAAGAAAACUACACGAACUGCAUCAACAAAAGAUGGGAAUUAAAAACGGUUUACCCAUAAACGGGCUGCCAGUUAACUGUUGUACCGGCGUAGGUCCAGCAGCAAGUCCUGGCGGACCGUUAUCUUCGUUAGCAACUCUUAGCGCUUUCAAUAACAAUAAGGACUGGGACCAAGUAUCAGGUUACAGUACCCAUAGCGUGCAAAGACCUCGCAGGUACUCGGUAGACCAACUUGAUGACAUACGUUAUGGUACAAAGGGAACAAAGCAGCGCUCGAUCGCCGAUGGGCAAUCGCAAAAUAGUUUCUCUAAUCAUUCUGGGCGAUACCUAAAUGCUUUUCCCAGUAAUUUAAUUUCAUCACGACAAGACUUACGACAGUCAAGGCAGUCUUUAACAAUGCAGUCAGACAGAAUGUCCACUCGUGGACCUAGUCACCAUGGACCGUCCCAUUCUGUGGCAUCUUCAAGACGAUCCCGGCCCCGAUCCAGAUCACGUGACUACAAUAGACCGGGCAGUCGCUACAGUACAGCUGGAUCGACGCAUACUUUAAAUAAUUAUUGCGACAAUUCUGAUAACUGGACUGAUCAUGACAUGGAAAUUUACAUGGCAAGGAAUCCUACCACGAGAAACGGUCUUGUGCCGCUCUGAUAUAUUGCUCAAUAGAUAAAUGUGUUCUGUAAUUUUUCGAAUGGCUGUUACUUAAGUCGGUAUGUUUUAAAUCGCAGCGUGACUGAUAGAAUCAGUUAAUAUACAAUAACAUAGUAUCAGUAAUCACUAAAUCAACUUAUAAGAAAUUAUAUUUUGUAGGAUGUAAUUAUUUUUCCUUAAAUUAAUUUAUGAAACA
Messenger RNA from Zophobas morio, 3130 nucleotides. RefSeq names its product hattifattener (gene haf). Gene Ontology annotation, molecular function: protein binding. NCBI's taxonomy places the organism in Eukaryota, Metazoa, Arthropoda, Insecta, Coleoptera, Tenebrionidae. The transcript is spliced from 6 exons. The record is from RefSeq and is a predicted model, not a curated record. The coding region runs from base 409 to 2934 and encodes 841 amino acids.